This is a messenger RNA of Neoarius graeffei (lesser salmon catfish), 3483 nucleotides long. It is a transcript of the gene arfgap3, whose product is annotated as ADP-ribosylation factor GTPase activating protein 3. NCBI's taxonomy places the organism in Eukaryota, Metazoa, Chordata, Actinopteri, Siluriformes, Ariidae. Gene Ontology annotation, biological process: COPI coating of Golgi vesicle. Gene Ontology annotation, molecular function: GTPase activator activity. The transcript has 16 exons. The record is from RefSeq and is a predicted model, not a curated record. The coding region runs from base 155 to 1708 and encodes 517 amino acids.
CCGUCAAAUUGAAGCACAGCCCUGUUCAGUAGCGUCGUGAGUAGUUUAGAAUGCAGCCUUUUCCGACGUCGAAUACGGAAGUGAAGUCGUGCUUUGGUGGUUUUUCCUGUUUCUUUUCUCCCAGGUAAAAGUGUGUUCAUCAACAGGUGACAAUAUGACAGAACCCACUAAGCAUGAUAUUUCUGCCAUCUUCAAGCGCCUCCGAGCCAUUCCUACGAAUAAGGCCUGUUUUGACUGCUCUGCGAAGAACCCAAGCUGGGCAAGCAUCACCUAUGGUGUGUUCCUGUGUAUUGACUGCUCAGGGACGCAUCGUUCUCUAGGAGUGCAUCUGUCCUUUAUCAGGUCUACUGAACUGGAUUCCAACUGGUCCUGGUUUCAGUUGCGUUGUAUGCAAGUUGGUGGGAAUGCCAGCGCUUCUACCUUUUUUAACCAGCAUGGUUGCACUGCCAGUGAAACCAAUGCUAAAUAUAACAGCCGUGCAGCCCAGCUUUAUAGAGAGAAGAUCAAGUCUUUGGCUACCCAGGCCACCAGACAGCAUGGCACUGAGCUCUGGUUGGACAGUCAGGCUCCUCUUUCCCCUACAUCUCCUGGGGAGAAGCAGGAAGACUUCUUCAGCCAGCACACAGUAUGUAAUGAUGGAAGCUCCUUUCAGCAAAAUCUUACUCAACCACAAGAAACAACCUUGCAAGACAAAAAUAAUUUGGACAAUCAAGAAGGCCCUUCCAUUGAGCUGCUCAGUACUUCUCCAAAAGCUGUUCUAGAGCCUUCACUAAUCAAAAAGAAGCCCUCAGCAGCCAAAAAAGCACUGGGUGCCAAGAAAGGAGGUCUUGGGGCUCAGAAAGUGAGCAGUCAGAGUUUCUCAGCACAGGAGAAAAGAGCUCAGGCUGUGGACAAGCUACGUGAAGAGUCAGCCACUGAGAAGAGUGCCAAGCCUGAAGAGCCAGUUGUGACAUCUAUGAGGCUGGCCUAUAAGGAUCUGGAGCUCCAGAGGAAGAGGGAUGAGGAGAAGCUGCGAGGGCUUGAGGGCAAAAAGAAGGAGCAGGCAGAACGGCUGGGAAUGGGUUUCUCCCACAGGAGUGGAGUGUCUCACUCUGUUCUGGCGGACAUGCAGACGAUUCAGCAGGAGAAGCCCACUAUGGGCCAGUCCUCGUCUCGUUCCAGGAAGUACAGUGAGGAAGAUGAUGAGGAAGAGGGAUACUUCUUCAUUAGAACUUCCUCCAGGUUUACUAAUGAUUCGCCCCAGUCAUCUGACCAGUUUUUCUCCCAGUGGGAGGACAUAAAGAAGAAAGAAAGCAAGAAACCAGAACCUGAUAUUUAUUUGACAUCAUCCAAGACAUCAUCAUUGGAAGAUAGGACUACAGCAAGAAGAAAAACAGAGCCUGGGCCGUUACCUGUCUCUGAUGAUGCCCAGAAAAAAUUUGGUGGUGCAAAAGCCAUCUCCUCUGACAUGUUCUUUGGUAAACAAGACAACUCUGAGUAUGAAGCGAGAACUAGACUGGAGCGUUUCUCCGACAGCUCAGCCAUUAGUUCAGCAGAUCUGUUUGACGAGCAGAAGAAACAGACGAGCACUUCAUACAGCCUGAGCAAUGUGCUUCCCAGCGCUCCAGAUAUGACCCAGCUGAAGAUGGGCGUCCGUUCUGUGGCUGGCAAGCUGUCUGUCAUGGCCAGUGGGGUGGUUUCAACUAUACAGGAUCGCUACAGCACAUGAGCAUAUAGAGUACAGGGAAAGGAUCAGAAGGUCUCUUUAAGACAGCCUCUCAGCAUAAAGGAGAGAAACUGUAUGCCUGUGUGUGUCGGUCCCAAGUGCAUUACAAUAGGAUAUAAUGCAUAUAUGUAGCUUCAUUGAAUAAAUAUGUCGGUGGUCAAAUAGAGGUAAAUCCCCAGCUCUGUUGGGAACUGAAGUGAAGGGUGACUCGAAGAGCUUCUGGGGUGUUUUUCCCCCUAUAAAAUUGACAUUGGCUUUGUGGGCCCUUUUUUUUUUUUUUUUUUUUGCUAAAAUGACAAAACGCAAAUUUAUUUUUAAUUUUUUUGGUAAAUAUCUGUUCAUUGUUUACAUUUUGCUUUUGGAACUGUUACAGAUGGAUUAUGCCAGAUUUGUGUCAUUUUUAAAAUGUAAGCUGAUUAGAAUGGAUCUUUAUGGGAUUGAACAACUUUAUUUUUCUAGGUGUUCUUGUAUCUAUGGAUCAUAGGGAGAAACGCAGAACUAAAUAUGAUUGGAUGUACUAUAUGUACCUUCUGUUAGUUGUCCCUAUGGAGUUUAUUCCAUUUAAGUAAAACAAACAUUGAGUUAACAAGUAGCUUGUGAUCCAGAUUUCAAUUAAUGGGUGUGAGACAGAGGAGCCCAAGUGUGGUCCUGCAUGCCCAUAGUCACCAGUUUGGUGAUUUGCUUGCUCUAAUGCACCUACUAAUCUUGGUCCUGAACCGAAAACCUGAAUCCACCAACUUCAAACCUGCAGGACCAGAGUUGAGUACUCUGUGUAAGGAAUCUUUUUGAUUUAAGUUGAGACAAAUUGACACAUUAAAGCCUGUUUACACCUGGUCAUUUCUUGCAUUUUGUAUAUGGAUUAUAACUAUAUGCACUUUCACAUUGCCAGAUUUGCUGUUAUCCAGGUUGCAAUGUCAUGAAAUGUUACAUCGCAUACACUAUGAAAUUCAGGUAAUUUACAUUUGACCACCAACUUUGUCAUUCCUUAUUUUUAAUUAUCUAAUGCAAAACAUAUCUGCUGCUUUUAAAAUCAUAAUUCUGUAUCCUUAUUUAAAUUUCCUUAAUAUCCCCACAUUUUGCAGAUGUUGACCACUUAUUACAAUGUAUUAUAUAAUGUACUGUACGAGAGGGGUUUGCCUGGCACACAAUACUGGUGCAUUUACAGUUGCAUUUAAUCUAGAUGUUAUGCAUCUCAGACUUGGAGGAGUGUUUGAGUGAACAAAUUUCAACCUAAUUCAAAUGCCACAUUAACACUUUUUUUUUUUUUCAUUUGCAUGUAGAUAAUACCAAUCGGGAGUAUAAUUCUGAUACUUAAGGUGCAUGAAAUAACUGAGUGUAAAUGGGUUCUUAGAUUAUGUCCACUGCUGUUCUUUGAAGAUGGAGUAUGUUUCUGUUGAUGUUUUGAUUUACUAUCUUUUGUUUAUCCUAAUAGAUUUUUUUUUUUUUGCUUGAUUUGUAAGCUACUUUAUACACUACAAAUGAUCAAGAAUGGGAAAAGGCUAAAUUGUGCCCACUUUAUGCUGAAGAAAUCCUAAAUACAGUGAAUGCUGCAUAGAAAAUGCAAUUUCUUCUAAGAAGAAAGACUGAAAAACAUGGAAGGUAUAAUUUAGAAGCAGUUUGUAACUUUAUUUAGCCAAAGUAAACUGGCAAACAUUUGCACUACAAAGGGAGAAAAUUUUGUUUAUUGAGUGCAAAAACUAUUCAUGCCAUUGCAAUUAUAAUAAUGGAAUAUUCAAAUUUUGCUUUGAUCAAUAAAACUUUAAUUUUUGUGCAAAGAA